AUGCCUACUUGUAUCAAGUGGAUGAAGGAGUUACUAGCUAGGAAGAGCAACCUGAAGGGUGGCCAAAUAGUGUUGAUGAACAAGGAAUGCAGUGCUCUCAUUCAGAAGGCAUUACCCAUAAAGAAAGGGGAUUUGGGAAGCUUUCACAUUCCCUAUGCUAUAGGAGACACCAUGAUUGAUAGAGGAUUCUGUGACCUGGGAGCCAGCAUAAAUGUGAUACCUCUGUCUUUCAUGAAGAGAUUAAAUAUCAAUGAGCUUAAGUCCACAGAUGUAAUCAUCCAAUUCGCCGACAAGACUCAGAUGCAAGCUGAAGGCGUAGUCGAAAAUGUACUGGUCAAAGUGGAAAACUACUUUCACCCCACUAACUUUGUCGUUCUUGAAAUGGAAGAGAGCCAUCUUCACCCAAUCAUCUUAGGGAGACCAUUUUUGGCUACUAGUAGAGCACUCAUUGAUGUAGAACAAGGAGAGUUGAUACUGAGAAUACAUGAUGAGCAACUCACUUUCCAUGCCUUCAAGCCCACGUAUGAGUCUGAGCAAGAGAGUAAGGAAUUAAAGGAAGAGUAUAGUGAGAGCUCUAUGAAGGAGAACAGUAGUGAACCAUCAGCCAAGCCUCUAGAGUUUUCUUUGAUGGAUAAAUAA
Messenger RNA from Arachis ipaensis, 639 nucleotides. RefSeq lists its product as uncharacterized. The record is from RefSeq and is a predicted model, not a curated record. Lineage: Eukaryota; Viridiplantae; Streptophyta; Magnoliopsida; Fabales; Fabaceae.